This is a messenger RNA of Sinocyclocheilus anshuiensis, 1420 nucleotides long. Its product is annotated as tumor suppressor candidate 3. The record is from RefSeq and is a predicted model, not a curated record. Gene Ontology annotation, cellular component: oligosaccharyltransferase complex. Lineage: Eukaryota; Metazoa; Chordata; Actinopteri; Cypriniformes; Cyprinidae. Bases 294 to 1304 code for a protein of 336 amino acids. The transcript is spliced from 11 exons.
CAAUAUAUAAACAUGCUCAUCUUCCUCACUUAUUACAGUACUAAGGCUGUGACAAAACUAUAUUUCUAAAACGUGUUUACAAGAAAAAAUAUAUAUAAUUCUGAAUGACUUACACAGUUACUCCUGAAUCAUUUAGAAGGAGUUUACAUGGUAUUCCCUUUGUUAUUUCAUGCAUUUUGAAAUCCCAACAAAUACUACAAGUCCCACAAAGCGAUCGUGUGGCCUCUGAUUGGAGGCGAUUGUAGCCAAUCAAAGCGCUCAGCAGUACUGAUGCGAUAAGAGCAUCUUCCAUCAUGGCGGUGGUAUUCAAGGGAUUUCCAUUCAACCUGCUGUUUGCAUCCAUAUUGUUAAUUCUGCUGCUAUGUCUUCAGUCUGGGGGAGGUCAGAAGAAAAAAGAGAACAUGCUGGCAGAGAAGGUGGAGCAAAUGAUGGAGUGGAGUUCCCGGCGUUCCAUGAUCCGUAUGAACGGGGAUAAGUUCCGGCGGUUUGUCAAGGCUCCACCCCGGAACUAUUCCGUCAUUGUGAUGUUCACCGCACUACAACCCCAGAGACAAUGUUCUGUCUGCAGGCAAGCUAAUGAGGAAUAUCAGGUGCUGGCUAACUCCUGGCGAUACUCUUCGGCCUUCUCUAAUAAACUGUUCUUCACGGUGGUGGAUUAUGAUGAGGGGGCUGACGUCUUUCAACAGCUGAACAUGAACUCUGCCCCCACCUUCAUGCAUUUCCCAGCCAAAGGGAAGCCGAAGAGAGCAGACACCUUUGACCUUCAGCGGAUUGGCUUUGCCUCUGAGCAACUGGCCAAGUGGAUCGCAGAUCGUACUGAUGUGCAGAUUCGGGUCUUCCGGCCACCCAAUUAUUCGGGUACAAUCGCUCUGGCUCUGCUGGUGUCUCUGGUCGGUGGGCUCCUCUAUCUGCGCAGAAACAACUUGGAGUUCAUCUACAACAAGACUGGCUGGGCCAUGGCCGCACUGUGCGUGGUGUUUGCCAUGACUUCAGGUCAGAUGUGGAAUCAUAUUCGUGGUCCUCCAUAUGCCCACAAGAACCCUCAAAAUGGUCAGGUGAGUUAUAUCCACGGCAGCAGUCAAGCACAGUUUGUGGCUGAAUCUCACAUUAUUCUUCUGUUGAAUGCAGCCAUCACCAUGGGAAUGGUCCUUCUGAAUGAAGCUGCCACCUCUAAGGGAGAAGUGGGCAAACGAAGGAUUAUCUGUCUUGUUGGACUUGGUUUAGUGGUGUUCUUCUUUAGCUUUCUUCUGUCCAUCUUCAGAUCAAAGUAUCAUGGUUAUCCUUACAGCUUCCUGAUUAAAUAAGAUCAUGUCGUGGAAGAAAUAAGCUGCCAUUCUUCUGGGGCUUUGUGUAUGAAUUCAACUACAGUUUGACUGUAAUGCACUGCAUGUGUGACCUAAGAUAAAUAAACUAAACUAUU